Molecule: messenger RNA, 3165 nt
Organism: Plasmodium malariae
Lineage: Eukaryota; Apicomplexa; Aconoidasida; Haemosporida; Plasmodiidae
Product: cleavage and polyadenylation specificity factor, putative
Exons: 1
Coding region: 1-3165 (1054 amino acids)
Biological process (GO): snRNA processing
Cellular component (GO): nucleus
Source: RefSeq, a predicted model, not a curated record
AUGAACUAUUUCAGCAAAACGAAGAUAAUUAUAAAGGUGCUGGGGGCUGGGCAAACAGUGGGUAGAUCAUGCGUUAUAGUGGAGUUAGAAAAUAGACGGGUAAUGUUUGACUGCGGCUCACAUUUAGGAUAUAAAGACGAAAGAAAAUACCCUAAUUUUAACUUACUAGUAAAGGAUGACAAUUAUGAUAUUACUGGCAGUAACUUUAGUAGGAGCAAUAAUAGAAGUAGUAAUAAUAGAAAUAGUAAUAAUAGCAAUAGUAAUAAUAGCAAUAGUAAUAAUAGCAAUAGGAAUAGUAAUAAUAUCAACAGUCAGUGGAAUGUGGGGGAAAAAAAUUUGGGAGAAGCAGACGCGUAUGAUAUUCUGAACACUGAGGUCAAUAUAAGUAUAGUGAAUAGUAGCAUUUCAGAUAAAGAGAAAUUGAUAAAUAAUUUGAAGAGAAUAAAUGAAAUAAUCGAUUGUGUAAUAAUCAGUCAUUUUCAUAUGGAUCAUAUAGGUGCAUUACCCUUUUUUACUGAAAUUUUAAAAUAUAAAGGUACAAUUAUUAUGAGUUACCCUACAAAAGCACUUAGCCCAAUUUUAUUACUAGAUAGUUGUAAACUAGCUGAUAUGAAAUGGGAGAAAAAAAAUUUCGAGAGACAAAUAAAAAUGUUAAAUGAAAAAUCAGAUGAAUUAUUAAAUUAUAAUAUUAAUUGUUUAAAAAAAGAUCCAUGGAAUAUUAAUGAAGAUAAUAUUUAUAGUUGUAUUAGCAAAGUAGUUGGACUUCAAAUUAAUGAAACAUAUGAAUUAGGGAAUUUAUCUAUUACUCCUUAUUAUGCGGGUCAUGUAUUAGGGGCUUGUAUAUAUAAAUUAGAAUCGAACAAUUUUAGUAUAAUUUAUACUGGAGAUUAUAAUACUGUACCUGAUAAGCAUCUUGGUAGUACUAAAAUUCCUUCCUUAACACCAGAAGUAUUUAUAUCUGAGUCAACAUAUGCAACAUAUGUUAGACCAACAAGAAAAGCUUCUGAAUUAGAAUUAUGUAAUUUAGUACAUGAAUGUGUUCAUAAAGGUGGUAAGGUAUUAAUUCCUGUAUUUGCCAUUGGAAGAGCUCAAGAGUUAUCUAUUCUUUUAGAUGAUUAUUGGAAAAAAAUGAAAAUUAAUUAUCCAAUAUAUUUUGGUUGUGGUUUAACAGAAAAUGCUAAUAAGUACUAUAAAAUAUAUUCAUCUUGGGUUAGUAGUAGCUGUUGUGUUCCUAUGGAAAAAAGAAAUCUUUUCAAUUUUGCCAAUAUUUCUCCAUUUGUUAAUACAUAUUUAAAUGAAAAUAGACCAAUGGUUCUAUUUGCUACUCCUGGUAUGUUACAUACAGGAUUAUCAUUAAAAGCUUUUAAAGCCUGGUCAGGAAAUUCUAAAAACUUAGUUAUUUUACCAGGAUAUUGUGUACAAGGAACAGUUGGUCAUAAAUUAAUUAUGGGGGAGAAAAAAAUUGUAUUAGAUCCAACCACCAUUAUUAAUGUUGCUUGUAAAAUUAUUUAUUUAUCCUUCUCAGCCCAUGCAGAUUCGCUUGGAAUACAACAACUUAUAAAACAUGUCUUACCCAAAAAUGUAAUAUUCGUUCAUGGAGAAAAAAAUGGAAUGGAAAAAUUGUCUAAACAAAUUUCAAGUCAUUAUUAUAUUAAUUCUAUAUGCCCUUCCUUAGGUCAACAUUGUGAGUUUGAUUUUUGCAAAGAUAAUAUACAAUUUCUGUAUAUGCAUUAUAGCGAUUAUAAAAAAAUACUUCACAAAAUUAAUCUGCAUAUAGAAGAGGCUUCGUCCAUUCCGUUAGCGCAAAAUAAAGAUAACUUGAACAAAGAGGAGCAGCUUAGUCUAGAUCUGGCAUCUUGUUCAAACACCUGUAUGAUCCCCUUCACAACUUACAUUUUUUAUCUCUCCAUUCGUCAAAAGCCUUUCCUUUUGUUCUUUUCCAAAAGGGUCCUUUUGCUCUAUUUGAAGAAGAGGUCUUUUCCCAUAGCCUUUUGUCGGAACGGCCGGACGUUCACAUCCGAACGUUUGUUUGGCAAACGCGAUGGAGGACUACCAGGAGGGAUAUCAAGCGGCAUGGCAGGCGAAGUACCAAAUGAUAUGCAAAGAGGAAGCAUCAGGGCGCCAAGUAAUGCGAACCAACAAAAAACCGGAAAAUUUGUAACCCCAAAAGGAAACCCAUUAACAAAUGAUGAGAACUACAAUUCAAAUGAAAGAGGUAAUAGUAAUAAGAACAUAUUGAGCAGCACAAUAUUAAAUUGUAAGAGCGAUGAUAAUAUAUUAUUGUUAGAUCUUCCAUGUACGCAAGAUGAGGAUGUUACUACUAUAACUCCUGGUAGUCAAGCAGGCAAAAGGAAGUAUACCGAAAUUUGUGAUAAUGAUAAAUGGUUAGAAAGAGACCAUUUAAAAAAAAAAAAUACAAUGAAGAUCAUAAAGAAGGAAAUAGCAGAUAUAUCUGAUGCUAAUAAUAUGAAGUAUUUACCUAAUGAACCAAGUUAUGCAGGUAGUAACAAAUCCGAGCUGAACUAUCUAAUGCGUGAAAAUGAUAAGAGCAUAUAUGAUUAUAAUGAAAAGCAUGUUCAUUAUUCCUUUAGUAAAAAGGAUGUAAAUUCUAUCCGUUAUGAAGGAUCUGUAGGGGAAAUUGAAAAAGAUGUGGGUAAGGAAGCAGAGUAUGGCAUGAAUAAAGGGGAACACACCAUCAUGGACGAUACUAGUAUAGCUGAAAGCGAUAACGGGUGUGAUAACCGCAGUGAUGGUGAAAGUUGGGAUGGCGAAAACCCAUUUUAUAAGUAUGAUUUAGGUAAAUCGAAAAGAAGGUACAACAUUGAGAGGAAUGAAGACAAGGUUAUUUUGCCAUUGUUGAACUUAAGAUUUAAAGAGAGUGUAAGCAUAAGCUAUGAGCGCUUUUACAAUUUUGUUAUUACCUUUUUUCAAGAAAUACUGAACAGUAAGAAUAAAAAUAAUGUUCUUCAUUUUGGAAAGAGCGUUAUCAUAAAAAAUGUUAAGUGCAAUGAUACGUAUUUUUUCCUUUUGUCAUUUCAUUCAUUGAGAGCAAUUCAUGAUGGAGAGAAUUUACUGCUAAUGCAGUGGUCCUAUAUUGACGAUGCGCCCGAGUCUGUUAUUCGGAAGUUUAUAAACUCUGUUCAUAGUUAUAAUGAAAGGAAGUGA